AUGAGUUUCAGCAAACUUAUAGCAGCGUUUACUGUUUCUGCCGCUGUUGAACCUUCAGUCCCAACAAAACCAUCAUCAUCAACAACAAAAUCGUCAGGAGCACGACCACAGCCAACAGCAUCAACAGCUUCGACAUAUAAAUUAUCACCAACCACACAAGUAACAGAUAACAAUAUUGUAAUAACAUCAAACGACGAAUUUAGUUGUAGUAAAAUUGGAACAAAUGCAAUAGUUACAUCGCCACCGAGUCCGGAUGCAACUGUUCCUCUUUGGACGGAACAAGUUGAUGCCGACACAAAGAAAAAAAUGGACUCAGAAACAAUUCGACGUCAAGAAGUGAUGUUCGAGAUAAUUCGAACCGAGAAAGAAUUUGUCGAUGAUCUUCAAUAUUUGCUAGAUCAUUAUGUAACGGCAAUCCAAGGCUCUCGUAUCCGUCUACCGAAUAGUUUAGUGCACACAUUUUCUGUAUUACUGGAAAUAUAUUAUAUGCAUAGAAACAUCUCGAGACAAUUACUGAAUACUCAGGCAAUUUACCGAGUGGUUCCAUCAAUAACAGAUGCACUUGUUGCCCUUGUCGGAAACAUAAAUAAAUACGAUAAAUAUCUUCUUUAUCAUAAAACUGCCAUAUCGGAACUCGCAAAUGCACGAAAAAAGGGUAAUAAACUUGGUCAAUUAGUGAAAACGCUUGAAUCUCAUGUGAUGACUGGCAGAUAUCGAUCGUUAGAGAGCUUAUUGGCAAAGCCAAUUCAGCGAUUAUGCAAAUAUCCUUUAUUAGUCAUGACUCUACUUCGAGUUACUCCGAAAUCUGCGAAGGAACUUGAUAUUCGAAUAGACCACGAACAAUUGCGUAAACUCCACGAUGAAUUGGAUCACGAAAUCCGAAGUCUUCAAGAAAGAAAUGAACGUGCAAAAAAGGAGGAAAACCUCAAGCGAAGAAUAAAUGGUCUUGGGAGCAAAUGCGUUUACGCGUCAAAGUCGACGUCUCAGUAUAAUGGCAAGUACGCGGUGAAAGAGCACAAAUAUACACAUUCACGAGAAUACAUCGAAUACUAUCAUCAUAUUCAUAACGACAACACAUAUCUCGACUUGCAAACUCAUCGCAGCUACCGUCAGACACUCAUCAAGGUCAUAGAGAAUCAAUUUAAAAACAAAAAGAUGCAAAUUAAAACCAUAAACAUUUUCAAUCGUCGCUUACAUUUUGUUUGUAAAAUAGAAGUUUUUGGUUCACCUUUACUCUCGUAA
Messenger RNA from Ambispora gerdemannii, 1242 nucleotides. Lineage: Eukaryota; Fungi; Glomeromycota; Glomeromycetes; Archaeosporales; Ambisporaceae. The record is from the annotation of a GenBank genome assembly.